Molecule: messenger RNA, 2947 nt
Organism: Myotis davidii
Lineage: Eukaryota; Metazoa; Chordata; Mammalia; Chiroptera; Vespertilionidae
Gene: NPRL3
Product: NPR3-like, GATOR1 complex subunit
Exons: 14
Coding region: 325-2136 (603 amino acids)
Biological process (GO): positive regulation of autophagy; negative regulation of TORC1 signaling; TORC1 signaling
Cellular component (GO): GATOR1 complex
Source: RefSeq, a predicted model, not a curated record
CACACGGCCGCUCGCGCCUGCGCAAACGCCCCCGGCCCGAGGGCUGGCACCCGCCGCGCUUUUGCCUGGCUCUGGGUUCUAAAUCUCCCGAGCCUCGCGGGACGCGCUCCGUGGCGCUGGCUCCGUCGCUCUGGCUCUCCGCGCCGGGCUUCCGUGGCCUUGGUGGCUGGCGUCCUUGUCAGGUCCCCUUCCACCGCCCCGUCGCAUCUUCCUCAGGUCCCCCACUUCCCGGCCUUCUCAACACCGCACGCCCAUCCAGUCCUCAGCCCUCGGCAAGUCUUCCUAGGGCGCCCCCCCCACCCCCGCCCUCGGGCCCCCGGUAGAAUGGGGGACAACACCAGCCCCAUCAGCGUGAUUCUGGUGAGCUCGGGGAGCAGGGGCAAUAAACUGCUGUUCAGGUACCCCUUCCAGAGAAGCCAGGAGCACCCGGCGUCCCAGACAAAUAAGCCUCGUAGCAGAUAUGCUGUCAACAACACCGGAGAUCAUACCGAGGACCAGGACGGUGACUCCAGCGAGCCAUGUCCUCCAACCGAUGAGCAAUUGGUUGCAGGGUUUUCAGAUGUCAUUCUGGCAACAAUUUUGGCAACCAAGUCUGAAAUGUGUGGCCAAAAAUUUGAACUGAAGAUCGAUAACGUGCGUUUUGUCGGGCACCCGACGCUCCUGCAGCACGCGCUGGGGCAGGUCUCCAAAACAGACCCGUCCCCGAAGAGGGAAGCUCCCACCAUGAUUCUUUUUAAUGUGGUAUUUGCACUAAGGGCCAACGCGGAUCCCUCGGUGAUCAACUGCCUGCACAACCUUUCCCGACGAAUCGCCACCGUGCUGCAGCACGAGGAGCGCCGCUGCCAGUACCUCACUCGGGAGGCCAAGCUGAUCCUCGCGCUGCAGGACGAGGUGUCUGCUGUCGCCGACGCAAAUGAUGGUCCGCAGUCUCCGUUCCAUCACAUACUGCCCAAGUGCAAGCUGGCCAGGGACCUCAAGGAAGCUUACGACAGCUUGUGUACGUCUGGCGUGGUGCGGCUGCACAUCAACAGCUGGCUGGAGGUGAGCUUCUGCCUGCCCCACAAGAUCCACUACGCUGCUGCGAGCCUCAUCCCCCCUGAAGCCAUCGAGCGGAGCCUGAAGGCCAUUCGGUGCACGCCUGGGGCAGGGGACCUGUGUCUCACAUGUCCUGCUGACUGGACUCUGCUCCACAGCCCGUACCAUGCCCUGCUGCUGCUCAGUGACGAGAAGUCCCUGCUGGGUGAGCUCCCACUCGACUGCUCCCCGGCCCUGGUGCGUGUGAUCAAGACCACGUCUGCCGUGAAGAACCUGCAGCAGCUGGCCCAGGAUGCAGACCUGGCCUUGCUGCAGGUUUUCCAGCUUGCAGCCCACCUGGUGUACUGGGGCAAGGCCAUCAUCAUCUACCCGCUGUGUGAGAACAACGUCUACAUGCUCUCUCCCAACGCCAGCGUGUGCCUGUACUCGCCACUGGCUGAGCAGUUCUCCCACCAGUUCCCGUCUCAUGACCUGCCGUCUGUCCUUGCUAAGUUCUCCUUGCCCGUCUCCUUGUCAGAAUUUAGGAACCCCCUGGCCCCCCCUGUGCAAGAGACCCAGCUCAUUCAGAUGGUGGUGUGGAUGCUGCAGCACAGGCUCCUGGUCCAGCUGCACACCUACGUGUGCCUGAUGGCCUCACCCAGCAAGGACGAGCCCCGCCUGCGCGAGGAUGAGGGCUCCUUCACUACCAGGGUCAGCGGCCGCAGCCUCAGCACACCCAAUGCCCUCAGCUUUGGCUCCCCAACCAGCAGUGACGACAUGACGCUCACCAGCCCCAGCAUGGACAACUCCAGCGCAGAGCUUCUCCCCAGUGGAGACUCCCCGCUGAACAAGAGGAUGACAGAGAACCUGCUGGCCAGCCUGUCCGAGCACGAGCGGGCAGCUAUCCUCAGUGUGCCUGCAGCCCAGAACCCCGAGGACCUCCGCAUGUUUGCCAGGCUGCUGCAGUACUUCCGUGGCCGCCACCACCUGGAGGAGAUCAUGUACAAUGAGAACACCAGGCGCUCGCAGCUGCUCAUGCUCUUCGACAAGUUCCGCAGCGUGCUGGUGGUGACCACCCACGAGGACCCAGUCAUUGCCGUCUUCCAGGCCCUGCUGACGUGAGCCUGGGCCGAGGGGGCAGAGGCAGGCAGCUGCAGUGCAUGGGGGCACCCGCAUCUCCCCACCCCAGGGCUCCCUCCCGACCCGGCCUGAGUCCUUUUAGCCCUGAGACCCGACUUCACCUGCAUCAACUGCCUCCUGGGGCUGCCACCCUCUGCAUUCUCACCUGUCUAGUCCUCAGAACAGGUCCGGUGCCUGAGCUGAGAGGGUGAGGCUCUGAGCUGGGGAGCCGUCCAGGACUCAUGCUCUGAGUGAGGCCUGCAUGCUUCCCACAGAUUUGGGCCACAUGUUUCUCUGACCUCCCUCCCAAUCCUGCCCGUGUUCCCUGGCCCCUUCCACUGCUGCCCUUCCAAGACGGAGGGCCCAGUGCCUGGCCUAUCCUGAAUGGACCCCCUGCACUGCCCCUUCCUCCCAGCUUGCUGUGGGCCUUCCUGGCCCGGCCCUCACCACAGGCACCAGGAGGCUCAUGCCUUAGCCAUCCGCUCCCCUUUGCCACCUGAGGCAUGAGGGCCUGGGCUCGUCCACGAUGCUUACUGGGCUCCCCGUUGGGGUGGCUGCACUGGUGUUCCCAGUCCUCCCUCACAAGGGUGGGGUGCAGUGGGCCUUCAUCGGGCCUGAGGAAGGCAGUGCCCAUGCUGGGCCUGGCUCGAGGUGCCCUGCUGCACACGUAGCCCCUGACAGCCACAUCCUGGAGGAGGAACUGAUCAUUGAGGGGGCUCUGGCUGAGACACAAGUGACACGUUUUCUAGAAAUAAAGAAUUUAUUUGGUUUUUAAACAAUUAAAAAGCCUGUCCUUAGCAGGCCCUUGCUUAGA